Recurvomyces mirabilis is the source of this 792-nucleotide messenger RNA. RefSeq lists its product as uncharacterized. The transcript has 2 exons. NCBI's taxonomy places the organism in Eukaryota, Fungi, Ascomycota, Dothideomycetes, Mycosphaerellales, Teratosphaeriaceae. The coding region runs from base 1 to 792 and encodes 263 amino acids. The record is from RefSeq and is a predicted model, not a curated record.
AUGUACUUCAUCGCCCUCACCGCCGCAGCUACCCUAGGCCUGGCCAGCCUCGCCUUGGCUGCUCCUCUCCCAACUAUCACGGCCACUCUGACCGUCAGCACCACUCCGACUCCUACCCUCACUAUCCACGAGAACAACUUGUGGGCCAAGGACAUCAGCUCUGCUGCCAGCAAGGAGAUUGACGUUUUGGUUAAGCGUAUCAACGCCUUCUACGACGACGCCUCGCUGGCUAAGCCUGUGACUGUUCACGAGAACAAUCUCUGGGCUCGCAGCAACUCGCUCGAGGUGGACGACAUCAGCAGCAGCGCCAUCACCAUCCCGGUCCCGACUGUCACCGUUCACGAGAACAAUCUGUGGGCGCGUGAUGGCGCUGAGGCUGCGGCUAAGGAUGAUGAGGCUAGGGCUGAAGAGGGUCUGGCUACGCGCACGCAACCCGUCAUUGCCAAGAAUGACAAUCUUUGGGCGCGCAACGAGGCUAACAUCAAAGCUCUACUGCUCGCUUUGCGCAACGUCAACACCACCGUGCACGAGAACAACUUGUGGGCUCGUGACGAGAUUGAUGGCGACGCCGAGUCGUCGGCUGAGCCUUCCGCAACUGUGACGGUUCAUGAAAACAAUCUCUGGGCUCGUUCGAAGGAGGCUGAGGCCGAGCUCCUCGCUCCGCGCGACGACAAGGUCACCGUCAAAGAAGACAAUCUGUGGGCUCGUGAGAGUGCUGGAGGAGUCGGGGUCGAUGUUUCGGCCCAGGGUGACGGAAAGGUCACUGUCAAGGAAGACAACCUUUGGGCUUAG